Messenger RNA from Tauraco erythrolophus (red-crested turaco), 1644 nucleotides. NCBI's taxonomy places the organism in Eukaryota, Metazoa, Chordata, Aves, Musophagiformes, Musophagidae. The record is from RefSeq and is a predicted model, not a curated record.
UGGCGAGGCACCUUCAAAGCCGUGGCCACGCCGAGACCCGAGAGCAUCAUCGUGGCCAGCAUCACGGCCCGCAAGCCGCUGCCCAGCGGGACGCUCAGCUGCCUGCCGUACCCUGCGGAGGACAGACAUCCUGAAAAAGUGAGUGGCCGUGUGGUCAAGGAGGCCUCCACCACCAAUGGCUGUGCCAAAGGGAAGGGGAGACGAGACCAUGCUCACCGCAGGUCACGCAGCCCCUUGUGUGAUGGGGAGCACGCGCCGCCGGCCCGCGGGAAGAAGAAGAAGAAGAAACGCACCCGCAAGAAGCGCAGGAGAUCUCCUUCCUACAGCCCCUCGCCUGUGAAGAAGAAGAAGAAGAAAAGCUCCAAGAAGCGAAAAAGAAACAGGUUAUCUUCAAAGAAGAGAAGACACAGCUCUCGUGGGCGCGCUCGGAAAUCUCACCGCCAUCGCCACCGCCACUCUCGCUCAGAGAGCUCCGACUCCCGCUCCCCCAGCUGCCGAAGCAGGCACAGAGCCAGGUCUCGGGAGGAAGGGCGUAAAACACGGCAAAGACGCUCCCGGCACCGUUCAAAGAUCACGGCAAAGCAAAGCUCCUCUGCAGAGGUUCAGGCCAGCCAAAAAGCCAGCCAAACCCUCCCGUUCUACAGCUUCCUGUCUCCGAAGGAAGUAAUCUCUCAGUCAGGGUCUUCUGCUGACCUCUUUACCAAAGCAGACAGCUCGCCUGGCAACCUAGCCAGCCACAACGGAGAGUAUCAUGAAUAUGACUCAGGAAACGAUACUUCCUCCCCUCCCUCCACUCAAACGACCUCGUCCAGGUCAAAGGACAGCCAGGAGAAAAGAAGUCUAGUCCAUGAUGGCUUUGGCCAUGCCUUCUCAUCCGGGAAGCCCAAACUGGCCAACAGCGAUAACAGCUCUGAUUCAGGAAAUUCCUUCACCACUUGCUCUUCCCAGACCAAGGGAACAGCUUUGGAAAAUCUGUCUCCAGAUGCCCAGGGACAAGACCGAAGAGGGUGCCUGUCCUUGUGCCUCAGCUGUUCGGAGGAGAAGAAGCGAAACUUCCUCCCCUCCCCAGCCCACAGCUCCUCGCUGAGGCCGUGCUCCCGCAGCGAGUCGUACACCAGCACGGGCAGAUCCUCGCCUGGCUCCAGCCGCUCCAGCCGCUCCCGCUCCUCGCACUGCAAAGCCUCUCCCAGGUAUUCCCGAAGCAGAUCCUGCUCUUCAGGAAAGAGGUCUUCUUCACGUUCCCCCAGCUAUUCCUCCAAAUCCUGCAAAAAAAGUCCUGGGAGCAGGAGUUCAAGGCCUCGUCGGAGCCCCAGUUACUCCCGCUACAGCCCGAGCAGAGACCGCGAGCGAGAGCACAAGUACGGCUCCGGUGAGAAGGAGCCGCACAGGGAGCGCGCCCGGCGGCGGCGGCGGCAGUCCUAUUCGCCCCUGAGGAAACGCCGGAGAGACUCUCCCAGCCACCUUGAAGCUCGGCGCAUCACGAGUGCCCGCAAACGCCCCAUCCCCUACUACCGUCCCAGUCCCUCCUCCAGCAGCGCCAGCAGCUAUUCCUCCUGGUACCGCAGCUUUAGCCGCUCCAGGAGCAGCCGCAGCAGGAGCAGGAGCUCUGACUCAGGAGGCAGCUCCGACAGCCUGGGUCGCUAG